CACAGAAAAUGGAUGCUCGCGUGGAUGACCGCAAAAUUUGCCUCGAGAGGAACCCACUCUGCGUGAAUACACGAUCGAUCAAAAUGUAAACUCGAUUCAAUACGGAUAAACCCGGAUAAGUUUAAGGUAUUUCCACAAGAACUUGCCAAUAGACACGGUAUAUGAUGGCGACGGAAACCUGAUGCACUUCAUUCCCAACAUUCGAACCAUUCCCAGUCAGAAAAAGACCAUGCAGCUAUUGUUCAACAAAUAUGUCUACACCAGAAGCAACACUCACGGAAACACCACCUACUGGCACUGUCGCUGCCGUCGCAACGGUAGAAGCCCCUGCAACGCUCGUUUUCUCAUCACCAAGCUCAAGAACGGGCGGUACAAGGUUUGUCUGUCCCAGCCGGAGCACAAUCAUCCGCCUAAGAAGCGCCGCUAUAAGCAAAUUGCUUAGACGUUAAGACGAUUGAAAUAUAAAUGAGCCAUGAUUUGGCAAACAGCA
Drosophila biarmipes is the source of this 490-nucleotide messenger RNA. RefSeq lists its product as uncharacterized. The transcript is spliced from 2 exons. The record is from RefSeq and is a predicted model, not a curated record. The coding region runs from base 182 to 442 and encodes 86 amino acids. Lineage: Eukaryota; Metazoa; Arthropoda; Insecta; Diptera; Drosophilidae.